CAAUUAACGUGCGUAGCCUUCGGGUUUCCUGCUGCCGGAGUGUGGGUGCGCUGCCAGCAGCCGGGUGCUUAGUAGAUGCCAGAGCGCAUCGAUAAGUUCCCAGCGUGUUGUUGCAGCGUCAUUCUGUUUGAAUGAAGUUCAGACUGAGAACUAGCCAACUCUUCCUUCGCGCUCCUGUGGAUUAGAGCAAGAAAAAUUAAGAGCUGAGAAAGUAAAACGUUGCCAAAUAUGCCGGUGUUUACAGUAAAUGUGAAAUGGGGAAAAGAGAAGUUUGAUGCAGUGGAGCUGAACACAGAGGAACCUCCCAUGGUUUUUAAGGCUCAGCUCUUUGCGUUGACAGGCGUUCAGCCAGACAGACAGAAGGUCAUGGUGAAGGGAGGCACUCUGAAGGAUGAUGAGUGGGGGAACAUUAAACUGAAAAAUGGAAUGACUCUGCUGAUGAUGGGCUCAGCAGAUGCCCUGCCUGAGGAGCCUGCUGUCCGGCCUAUGUUUGUGGAGGACAUGACUGAGGAGCAGCUGGCCUCAGCGAUGGAGCUGCCUUGUGGAUUAACAAACUUAGGCAACACCUGUUAUAUGAAUGCCACCGUGCAAUGUCUGCGCUCUGUGCCUGAGCUUAGAACUGCGCUCAGAAGGUACUCGGGUGCUCUGCGAUCUUCAGGGGCAAAUGCACCAUCACAAUACAUCACAGCAGCCCUUCGUGACUUAUAUGAAACCAUGGACAAGACCUCGUCCAGCCUCCCACCUAUUAUUUUGCUGCAGUUCCUUCACAUGGCUUUCCCACAGUUUGCUGAGAAGGGGGAACAAGGACAGUAUCUCCAGCAGGAUGCAAAUGAGUGCUGGCUGCAGAUGAUGAGAGUUCUCCAGCAGAAGUUGGAGCCUCUGGAGCCAGAAACUCCAAUGGAGGCUGAGUCUGAAAGUGGAGCUGCAUCAGCCUCAACAAAGAAAAACUUGAUCGACCAAUAUUUUGGUGUAGAAUUUGAAACUGCCAUGAAAUGCACAGAAUCUGAGGAGGAGGAGCCAAUCAAAGGCAAGGAAAGCCAGCUCCAGCUCAGCUGCUUCAUAAACCAAGAAGUCAAAUACUUGGCUACAGGACUAAGGCUGAGACUGCAGGAGGAAAUCACAAAAAUGUCUCCAUCCCUGGAAAGAAAUGCCCUGUAUAUUAAAUCUUCAAAACUCAGCCGUCUCCCUGCCUAUUUGACUGUCCAAAUGGUCCGAUUUUUCUACAAAGAGAAGGAGUCUGUCAAUGCAAAAGUCCUCAAGGAUGUCAAGUUCCCACUCAUGCUGGAUGUCUAUGAGUUGUGCACUGCGGAGCUCCAGGAGAAGAUGCUGCCAAUCAGGUCCAAGUUCAAGGAUGUUGAGGACAAGAAGUUGGAGAAACAGCAGCAAAAGUUGCCGAAGAAGCCAGAUGCCGCAAAAGAAGUGAAAUAUGAUCCUUUCUCAUUCCCAGAUGAUCUCGGUUCCAACAACAGUGGCUACUAUGACCUGCAAGCAGUCUUAACACAUCAGGGCCGCUCAAGCUCAUCAGGCCAUUAUGUGGGAUGGGUCAAAAGGAAAGAAGAUGAGUGGGUUAAGUUUGAUGACGAUAAGGUGAGUGUGGUGUCUCCAGAGGACAUCCUGCGGCUGUCUGGUGGCGGAGACUGGCAUAUAGCCUAUGUUCUACUGUAUGGCCCCCGGCGGCUAGAAAUACUUGAAGAGGAACAGUAGCUGUGGCAGAUUUCCUGUACAUCAAAGAUGACAUUCGACACAAACAAAUUGCCAUUUCCAAGCACUGUCUGCAUAGAUGUGCAAUAAAACAGGUGUCUUUAAAGAUUUGAUUACCUUAUUUUUUUUUGUUUUGUAACCAACACAAAUGCUUGUAAAACAAAUUCUGUCAAGUGUUAAAUAUUGAACCAUAGUGGGCUGAAAUUACAGGAACAACAAGGCACUUGCUGGACUGGAUCCUUGAAAGAGGUUUUUGAGUCUCGCUCUGCAGUUUCAUUAAAUGUUUUAUACACAUUGUAUAUUUUUUUAAAACCUUUGAAAAGGUGCUCAUAUCAUUGAAGCGAAACAUUUCACAACUCGAGUCAUUUAUUCAUCUUGUAUAAAACUGCCUAUCUGAGCUGUUGUCCCUCAUGUACUGGUUUGUACUUUCUCAGAUUUUCACUGAACACUGUAAAGACUUGGCCUUGUUCACCGGUUGGCUCUCUGGGAAAUUUGGACUCAAUCUCAGGUCUUUUCUUAAGUGCUUGGCUUGCAUCUUUUCCUGGGAUUGUUCUGAUGAAUUGACAGAUCCUUAUAGUUAAAGGUUUUUUUUUGGGGGGGGGGCAGUGUGGGGAACUGGUUUAGUCUUUGUGAAUUAAGUGCAGUUAAAAGACUUGAGAUUCAGUCAUGAUGGUUUACUCAACAAGCCUUUAACAUUGUUCUUGCUGACACUGAAGACUGUCAUCCAUACCCUUAAGAUGCUUUGCUCCACUUAGUUUCUCCGUGCAGGUUCCUGAUCACCCUGCCACAAUGUGUAAGAUGUAACCAUCAACACUGUAAUAAGUUAUUGACUGAUCGCUUCUCAUAGGUGGUGAAAAUAAACUUAUACCAAACA
Molecule: messenger RNA, 2575 nt
Organism: Betta splendens (Siamese fighting fish)
Lineage: Eukaryota; Metazoa; Chordata; Actinopteri; Anabantiformes; Osphronemidae
Gene: usp14
Product: ubiquitin specific peptidase 14 (tRNA-guanine transglycosylase)
Exons: 16
Coding region: 229-1704 (491 amino acids)
Biological process (GO): regulation of proteasomal protein catabolic process; proteasome-mediated ubiquitin-dependent protein catabolic process; protein deubiquitination
Molecular function (GO): cysteine-type deubiquitinase activity; protein binding; proteasome binding
Source: RefSeq, a predicted model, not a curated record